This is a messenger RNA of Pocillopora meandrina, 3804 nucleotides long. Lineage: Eukaryota; Metazoa; Cnidaria; Anthozoa; Scleractinia; Pocilloporidae. The record is from the annotation of a GenBank genome assembly.
UAUAAAAUGAAGCUUAAUUUAACCAAAAAGAACCAGCGUCUAAGGCGGUCACCAAUUGGGAUUCUUGAAAUCGGAUCUGUGCCAGAGAAACUUUCCUUGCUUUGUAUCAGAAACUGAAUAGAUAUGGUGCUCAGAGGACUCGUCGUAAUGUUAAUCUUGAGCUCGAUUUGCCGUGAGUAUGGAUUCAGUUUAUCCUUUAUUUGCUCUCCUUACUUAAAAUAACGAUACAAUUUAUCUUUCAUAAUCAGGAAAAGGCUAAAAUAACCUAGGUGGCACCGAUUUGGAAAAUUUCUUUUAUUUUAUCGAUUCACUCAAAACAUAAGAUGAAUCGCUUCAACAAAAAAUGUUCAUGACGAUAGAGGAAACUCACGAUCACAAAACGUAACGAAGCGCAACGCAGAUCACUUUUUGCGAUCACACGCUGCGAGUUCGUGUUGACGUGCUGUUUCCUAAAGUAAAUUUAAGGUUGUGUUUCCAAUUUUUAGUUUCUUGCGCCACGCUGAUGAGUCCCUUCUGAUUUAUGAAAUCAUAUGUAACUCUCUGUCCCCUCAUGCCGAAUUGCCUUCGAGCGACCGCUUGUUUCGAGGCGUUUUCGUAAUCAUGAUAUCUAUCAGAUAAAUCAAUUCGGAACAUUUUAUUUAUGGACUGAGUAGACUUAAUAAAAGGACUAGAAAAUAAUCAUGAAUUUUCCAUGAAAAUAGAAAUGAAAACGAACCUAGGAAACUGUCAAGAACUCUGCAUUAUCGCUAGUAGGUAUCUUUUUUUUGCAAUAGUUCAUUUCUUGUCGGCUUGAAAGAUAAGAAAGACGCUUGAAAAAUCAGUUUCGGGUGAAGAUUCCCGUUUGAAGACUAUGUAUAAUUCAUAUGUAUGUUUGGAAUUAUUUACCCAUCAUAGGUCCUCGCAAAUUCAUUCGAACCGGACAACACAACGAAACACAUAAAAGUCAUCUGCAUUUUCUUAACGUUUCUCUUUCCCAUAUUAUGCUGUCCAAUUGGGCUACAUCCUCAGAAACGUGGAGGGGGAAGGGGGAAGGGGGUCUAUGAACAGACCAUAAUUAGUGAAAAAUUUCAACGAAUCAAAUAAAAAAUCCUUUCGUUAAUUUUUCCUCAAACAUUGGAAUAAGUCUUUCUUCGCCAGUAUGUUGUUCAAAGGAUUCUAGCCUCGAUCAGCUGAAAGUAUGCCGCAAACAAAUGUUUCAAGUUUUUUCAACUCCAUCUUGAAUAAUUAAUGAUUGCUUAUCAAAGCAAUUAAGCAAAUUGCUUGAAAAUCAGACACAAGAAUCAUACAGUUUUGGCUAAUUACUAAGAAAAACUGUGUAAAAAAUUUGAACAAACAUCGAGCAAGUGUUAACUUUUAAGAUUUUGAGUUUACUUCGAAGAGGAAAUUGAAUUCUAUUUGAUUGCGUUUUGAAGUGGAAGUUUGUUAUUUAGAUACAUUGUAGGAGUGGAAAAGAGUGAGACAACUAACCACGAUCAUUCCAUAACUAAUUUAGAAAAAGAAACUUAUUGGUGAAGCAUGAAUGUUUGUUAAACAUUUAUCUCGACGAAAUAUAUGUUUGAUAAUUUUAUUGAUAAAGAAUGCGUGGCAGGUUGAUUGGAAAAUUGCAGAAUACUAUUCUUUAUGAUAACAAUCAAUUACAAGCAAAAUUCGGUUCAUAAUUAAUUGACAAACGAACGUUCCAACUAGAAUUCAGGAGCACAGCAAGACAUGCACUGUAGUGAAAGUAGUGACCCGUUCUAGUGAAGACGGUGUAUGGUCUGCGGUUUACUGUUACAGCCUAGCCCAGUCUUUCUGAAUGACACGGUUGAUCACGAGCGGGAUUCUCGAGAAAGAGCUGAGUACGGAUGUGAACAUUUUUCAUAUUGUAUAGCUCAUAUAAGCACACUGAUGUAUUUCAAAAGCCUGCGUCACAGGAUUUUAGCUGAUCGCUUAUCAUCUCAGGAACUGAACCGACUUCUGCUCCAUACAUAGUGUUAUCACACCUGCUUAACUUCGCAUGCCAAAUUUUUCGUGCAGACGAGUUAGUUUAAUUUGACUCGAACAAAGAAUCGCAGUUUCACCCCAAUUAUAGAGCUUCGGGUAAUUUCAAGUUGUAAUAACAUAACAAAGUUAAAGAUGCGUUUAUGGUUUACGAGAUUAAUGAGACCCGAGUUGGAACAAUCUUACCACAGUUCGAAAUAAUCUACAUAACAACAACAGCAAUGCUACUAAGCAGUUUCUCUGAGCAAUUUAUUAAAAAACAAAUAUCAUUCCUUACUUUCAGAGGCUGUUCCUGUCUGGGAGAAGCUAGAGAUGCGACGGAAAGAUGGUGAGUAACGCCAAAUUGGCUUCGUAAAACCAAAACCAAAGUAAUUUGAAGAGCCAAUUAGAACAUUUCAUGGAAAGGGAAAUUGCCAAUGUUUUUAAUUUUGGAUCUGUUUGGUUAACUGACAAGGUGGUGUGGGCACCUAUUGUUAUCUUGUCGCCGAACGCAGUACAGCAAUCCCAGAUUACCUUUCGACGCUCAAUAGAAAAUUGGUCUAAAAUUAAAUACCGUUUGUAAUAAAUUUUCCUUACCUCGGAAGUCAGGUUAAGAAAUGCGGUCGAGUGACGACUGAGUUAUUGAUUUCCACUUGAAAAAAAGCUUACCAAGACUAAUUUGACUGUCUUCACUCGGCUUGUGAUUCUGGCUAGUGAUUUAUGUGAAAUUUCAAUAAUAAUAAUAAUAAUAAUAAUGAUAAUGAUAAUAAUGAUAAUAAUAAUAGUAAUAAUAAUAAUAAUAAUAAUAAUAAUAACAAUUAAAAAACCUUACACUCCAUAGAUUUUUAAAGAGAGAUACUGAGCCAUGGUAAGAGCCUGCUGAGUAUAGCAUGCGAAAUUUCUACGAGCUAACAGAUAAAGAAGAACACAAAACUGAGUCGAUGAGACAAACCCGGCUUGACAGUAUGACAAGUUUAGUUCGAGGGUCCAAACUUAAAAAUCUUUCCCCCGACCAUAACGACUACUAUGGGUUUAAGGGCAGAUUAAAACUCGUAGAUCAUACACUCCCUGAUAACUUUGCUUUAGCGGUGCCUAUCAAAAAUCCUUCUUCGGGAUUUCAACGUGAAGAGAAAAUGAUCUGGAACGACUGAGUUUGGUUUAGAUGAGCAGAUUAGACUUCCUGUAUGUAUUUGUUCUAGCUGUCAGUUGUGGACCUAACGUGAUACGACAGAUGGCUCAAUUUGGUGUCGACACAUCCAAGUUACAGUGCUCCUCCCAAACAAGAGGUAGGCUGUGUGUAGUUUGGAUUGAAUUGUUAUUAUACAUCUGCCUUUCAUUUUGCUUUGGUCUAUAUUCAAGUACACCUCAAUUCUUUUAUUCCCAGUCCGUCGCGGUUGUUGUGCGGCCGAGUGCGUUUGGAUGGCAAAGGAAUUAGGGGUGGAACCCAGUUCUCUAAUCUGCCCCACAUGAGAAAAUGAAUCAAUCAACGGACAGUUUCAUCGACAAAUGACUAUUAAUUUAUCUGCCUGAGUACAUGUAAGCCCAUCCUUCUUAAGUUUUGCUAAUUUGGGGAUGUUGAAAAAGGGCCUGGAUAACUUUAGGUACAGUACAGGGAGUUGAAACAUGUAAAAAAUUCUCCUUUUUUUACAAGUUUCUUUUCCCUGUAUAGCAAGGGCAAGUACGAGUUUUCUUUCCCAGGAUUAAAAAAAAGUUAAAAUUAAAUUAGAAGAGGAUUAAUUAAAUACAAAAAGUAGAAAGUAGACACAGUAUAAUUGGAGCAGUUGUAAGAUCUUUAUUUAAAGUAAGCGAAAUGUUUUGCAUUAGAAUAGAAGACGUAGAAUGAGG